GGUGGCUCGCGAAAAUGUUGCGAUGCAAAAAAAUACGAAAGAUGCGGUCAUUCAUAUAUAUGUGUCACUUGUUUUGCAUGGUAGUUAUCAGUUUUACGAUCGCGUUACCGAUAAACAAAAAUUCCGUCAAUGUGAUACAUCCUGUCGUGCCUGAUAUCGUUAGGAUAUCAAAUCAGAAUUUAUUGCGUCUUUAUGAGUCGUCGCAAGAUCCAGAAGUCCGUCCUGGUUUACUCGAGGGAGAUAUAGCUGUAACCAACAAGUACUUCGAUUAUUGGCGUGUCGGUCUACGCUGGGAUGUUUUUCCAGAUAAACUAUGGGAGAACAGGACAGUUCCUUAUGUGAUUAGCGCUCUGUAUGACGCAGCGGAUUAUGUGAAAAUAUAUAAAGCCAUAACAUAUAUAAAUUACAUGACGUGUAUCAAGUUUGUUCCAUGGGACGGUAAAAUAAAGGAUUUCUUACUGAUAUGGCCGAUAAUGUAUCCCAAAGGGUGCUGGUCAUUCGUGGGGAAAUUCGGUGGAGCACAAAUACUCUCUUUAGAACCACCAGAUGAGAAAGGACCAAACUGCUUGGAAAAUGAGGGAAAAGCGAUACACGAGUUGAUGCAUGCUCUUGGUAUCUUCCACGAGCACAGUCGCGCCGAUAGAGAUGUGUAUAUAGACAUACACUAUGAGAAUAUUAUUCUUGGAUUUAAAUCCAACUUCGACAAGCAAUCGCCAGAAAAUGCAACGUAUAACUAUGAAUACGGAUAUGACAGCAUAAUGCAUUAUGGAAGCCACUUCUUUAGCGUAGAUCCUUCAAAACCGACUAUGACACCGAAAACAUCGGGUGUCACGAUCGGCCAGCGAAAAGCGAUGAGUAAAACCGAUUGUUUAAAGCUGAACGAUCUGUAUGGAUGCCUAGACAAACCGGAGGAAGCACAAAUAUAUUACAAUAUUUGCAAAGUGUUGGGAUUAUAAAUCUAUACCAUUAAAAAUAAUUUGUUUUAAAAAUAUUAAUGAUGCUCUCCAGAUAGUAAGAAGUUAAACUUCUAAAGGUAAAAAAAUAUAAAUCAAUAUUUACUUAAAAAUAUAUAUUAUGAAAUUUCAAUCCAGUGUACUUUAUCCUCUCAAUGCUUAAUAUUUUAUCUUGACUGAAUUCAUCUUGUAAUUAAUUUAUCAAUAUAUGAACAAUGUCACAGAAAGUGCCAAGUUUUUGGUUGUGAUUCAUUUCUUGAUCUUCCACAUUCUGCAACAAUAAAUUUAUAUAUAAUUAUUAAAAUUUGAUUUAAAGAUUUUUUUAUAAUCGUACAAGAUAGCUUAAAUUAUCAGUUCUUCUUAGAGGUAAAUGAAUGUGUGUGUAAUCAUAAUGAUAUCAUAAACCAGUAUCAUCAUACAUAUAAAACACUUAUUAAAAGAUUUAUAAAA
Messenger RNA from Pogonomyrmex barbatus (red harvester ant), 1403 nucleotides. Its product is annotated as hatching enzyme 1.2. Gene Ontology annotation, biological process: proteolysis. NCBI's taxonomy places the organism in Eukaryota, Metazoa, Arthropoda, Insecta, Hymenoptera, Formicidae. Gene Ontology annotation, molecular function: zinc ion binding; metalloendopeptidase activity. The record is from RefSeq and is a predicted model, not a curated record.